AUGUAUAAUAGAAUUGAAGAGCGUACGGGAAAUAUUUUGGCCGAGUUCGCUUCAGGAGUAGAAGAAUUCAUGAAUUUUGCAAGCAGUCAGCCAUUAGCGCUUAGCAGUGGUGGUAAGUUUUAUUGCCCUUGUAUAACUUGUCAUAAUGAUAAAUUUCUUACGGGGCGUAAAAUUUGGAACCAUCUGUAUAGUAGAGGAUUUAUGGAAAAUUAUUAUAUAUGGUAUAUGCAUGGGGAAGAACUGGAUGUCGAUUUAGGAACAAGUCAUGUUGAUACAAGUUUUAGUAGUAGUAAUCAAGCAGAAGAUGCUAACGUAGAAGACGAUAAUGUGGAAGAUAGAUAUGUCCAAAUGGUGAAUGAUGCAUUUCCUGAUACCUCCAAUAUUGAUAAUUAUUAUCAAGAGGAUCAGGGUAAUCAAAAUGCAGAAGAACCAAAUAGUGAGGCCAAAAAAUUCUACGACAUGUUAGAUGCUGCAAAAACUCCAUUGUAUGAUGGUUGUCAUGAAGGCCACUCGCAAUUAUUUCUAGCAUCUCGGUACAUGAACCUUCAUGCCGAUAAUAAUAUGACUGAAAGGGGUGUGGAUCAAUGGGCAGAACUCAUAACAGAGUUAUUGCCUGAUGAAAACCACGCAACUGAGUCAUAUUAUGAGAUGGAAAAAUUGAUGCGGAAUCUAGCCCUCCCAUAUCAUACAAUUGACGUGUGUAUUGAGAAUUGUAUGAUCUUCUGGAGAGAAGAUGAAAAGUGGGAUGCAUGUAAAUUUUGCGGAACACCAAGAUAUAAGCCCAGCGAUGGACGAACCAAAAUACCAUACAGCCGUAUGUGGUAUUUACCUAUUGGCGACAGACUGAAGCGUUUGUACCAGAGCGAGAAGACUGCAUCAGCAAUGAGAUGGCAUGCUGAGCAUGAAUCAGCGGAAGGAGAAUGUGUCAUCCUUCAGAUGCGGCUGAGUGGCAAAAUUUUCAACAACUACAUCCUCGCUUCGCCGAGGAACCCCGAAAUGUUUACCUUGGAUUAUGUACAGAUGGAUUUAAUCCAUUUGGCAUGUCCCGUAAUCAUUCGUUAUGGCCUGUGA
Messenger RNA from Microthlaspi erraticum, 1071 nucleotides. NCBI's taxonomy places the organism in Eukaryota, Viridiplantae, Streptophyta, Magnoliopsida, Brassicales, Brassicaceae. The record is from the annotation of a GenBank genome assembly.